CCCCAGGCGGUGGGCAGGGUCCCAGCCCCAGUGUCCCAGCUGCUGGGAGCUGCGAUGGAUGUGGACCGCCUGUUCCAGGGGCUGGGGGGCUUCGGCCGCUUCCAGCUGUCGGCGUUGGUGCUGCUGUCUGCUGCUCGCCUGCCCCUGCCUUGGAACUUCCUGCUGCACAUCUUCCUGUCAGCUGUGCCCCCCCACCACUGUCGCCUCCCCCACCCCGGCCCGGGCAACCUGAGCCGGGCCCAGCGGCUGCGCACCAGCUCCCCGCUGCAGCCCGACGGCACCCCCAGCCCCUGCCGCAUGUACCCCAGCCCCCAGCUCCAGCUGCUGUACCAGCCGCCACAUCUGGACGGCCAGCACAACCUGUCUGACACCGUCCGCUGCACCCACGGCUGGGAGUUCGACACCUCCCAGUUCACCUCCACCAUCGCCACAGAGUGGGAUCUGGUGUGUGAGCGGCGCCGACUGAACCAGGCUGCCGGAACCUUCUUCUUCCUGGGCGUCACGCUGGGGGGGCCGCUCUUCGGAUAUCUCUCCGACAGGUGUGGCCGCCGGUACGUACUGCUCCUGGGCUGCCUGGUGACGGCUACCUUCGGCACCAUCGCCUCCUUCUCUGUUGGAUUCACCAUGUUCAGCAUCACCCGGCUCCUGAGUGGGGUGGGACUGACCGCCGUCUCCCUCACCUCCAUCACCCUGGCUGUGGAGUGGACGGACGUGAAGCACCGAGCGCUGGUCGGGGCCACAUGCAGCCUGGCCUGGAGCGUGGGCAACAUCUCGCUGGCGCUCAUCGCCUACCUGCUGCGGGACUGGCGCUGGCUCAUGCUCUCCGUGUCCGCACCCUGCCUGUUGCUCGCUGCCCUGUGCUGGUGGAUCCCAGAGUCGGCCAGGUGGCUGCUAGCAGCCGGCCAGACGGAGCGGGCACUGAGUGAGCUGCAGCGGUGCGCCCGGGUCAACAAGGUCACCACCGCCUCCUGUCUCUCCCUGGAGGAUCUAGAGAAGCUGGUGAAGACGGAUCGAUCGCAGGCACACAGCUCGGUCUGCACCCUGGUAAACACCCCGCAGAUGAGGAGAAUCACCAUCUUCUCUGGAAUCAUCUGGCUCGGGGCUGCUUUCUCCUAUUACUCCAUCAGCUACACGGUGGGGGCCUUCGGUCUCGACAUAUACCUGACACACUUCAUCUACGGGGCCAUCGAGGUGCCGGGCAAGCUGCUGGCCUACCUGCUGCUCGACACCGUGGGCCGGCGCCCCGCCCAGGGUGGUUUUCUCUUGCUGACGGGGCUGCUGAUGACCCUGAGACAACUCAUCCCCAAAGAUGUGCCCGUCCUGCUGCUGUUGGUUGGGAUCAUCGCCAAGGGCAGCGCUGAGGCAGCAUUCACCACAGCCUUCCUCUACACCGCAGAGCUCUUCCCAACACCCAUUCGACAGAGUGGUCUGGGGUACACCUCGCUCAUGGGACGGGUGGGAGCCUCCCUGACUCCGCUGGUCCUGCUGCUGGAUGAGUUCUGGGACUUCCUGCCACACCUGAUCUUCAUUAGCGUCACGAUGGUGGCUGGAACCGUGUCCUUCCUGCUGCCUGAAACCGCACACGUCCCCCUCCCAGAAAGCAUCGCGGACAUUGAGGCCAGGCACCAGGCCGCAGCCGCUGAGAGUGGGAACGACAUCCCCCUGAGGCCACUGGGCAACGGGGAGCAGCACAAAGCAGAAGGGACGGCAGGGAGCAACGGACGGGCGGAGGGAGAUGGGCCGGCCGACACUGUGGGGGCAGAGGGCCUGUGA
Pristis pectinata (smalltooth sawfish) is the source of this 1773-nucleotide messenger RNA. Its product is annotated as solute carrier family 22 member 7-like. The transcript has 10 exons. NCBI's taxonomy places the organism in Eukaryota, Metazoa, Chordata, Chondrichthyes, Rhinopristiformes, Pristidae. Gene Ontology annotation, biological process: transmembrane transport. The record is from RefSeq and is a predicted model, not a curated record. The coding region runs from base 55 to 1773 and encodes 572 amino acids. Gene Ontology annotation, molecular function: transmembrane transporter activity. Gene Ontology annotation, cellular component: membrane.